Messenger RNA from Prorocentrum cordatum, 2251 nucleotides. The record is from the annotation of a GenBank genome assembly. Lineage: Eukaryota; Dinophyceae; Prorocentrales; Prorocentraceae.
AGGCGGAGAGGCUCAGGAGCGGCGGCGGCCCGCGGAGGGAGCCUGCGCCACAGCCCCCCCCCCCGGGCGCCUAGGCCUGGGGCGCGCUGCCGCUGCAUGGGCCAUGGCCGCGGAGGGGCCGCGGAUGGGGCGCACGGGGCCGCCACCACGCGCCCUCGGGCAGGGCUGCCCGAUGAGCGACUGGAUGGCGGAGCUGCCCGGCCACACGCCGCUCGCCAAGGUGACGAUGCCGGGCACCCACAACUCCGCCACCUUCGCCAUCAGCGCGAAGACGCACGUGGCGGGCUGGCCAUGGGCGUCCGCUUCCUUGACCUGCGCGUGCGCCCCGACGGCCAGCUCUGCCACGGGCGCGUCACCUGCGCGCUGACGCUCGUCGACGCCCUCAAGGCUUGCGGCGCCUUCCUGCGGGAGCACCCGGGCGAGGUGCUGCUGGUCCGCAUCAAGGACGAGGCCGGUGUGGAGGGGGCGGGAGCAAAACAGCAUUUCCGCAGCAGUAGACCACUUUUGAUAGGCUUCCGAGAGUCCUUGCGAGUGUCGCGGCCAGUGAAACUCGAGAAAAGCUCCACGGACUUCGCGAGGUAUCUCCACAACUUGGUCACCAGCACGGUGGACAAAAUCACUCCAACACUGAUCAGUUCAGACUUGGCCAGUUCAGACCAGCUGGAAACGUUGCAGAACUUGACAUCGAUCGUCGAGCUCACGUCGACCCUCUGCCAUCGCUGCCCCAGGGUCUUCAUCUCCAAGGGUAUGAAGUUUGCCAAGUACUUCGCGGGCUUCUUCAGGCGCAGGGCCCGCUCCAGAAACGCCAUGAGCGCCUCCAGGUUCUCCACCAGCUGGGGCCUCGGAGCUGCCUGUCCAGAGCUGCGCAGGCCGGCCGGCUCGGCCACCGGGGUGAAGAACACGUUCAUAUCCGUGGACGAGAGGUUCAUCGAGGACGUAUUCGAGAGCGACGACGAACAGACCGCGGCCCUGCGGACCAAGCGGCAGAUGACAGAGCCUGCGGUGGCGCGCCACAGGCAGGUCAGCAGAGACAGCCAAGAGGCCCCCCCGACCGCGUCGGCCGCUGGGCGCCAGCCGCAGGAGAGCAUCUGGCAGCCAAGCGGCAGCGAGACGACACGGCAGCUGACGGGCGACGACAGCUCUCUGGACGCCGCCUCGUUGUGGAACAGGUGCGUCACCGGGGGCUCUGCCUCCUGGCAAGAUCCGCCCGGGCAAGACGGUGCAGAGACGGUCAUGGUGCCCUACGCGUCGAUGGAGGGCUGGGUGGCCGCCGACUUCGUGCCCUUCCAGCUGCCCAUGCUCGGGUACGACACUGGCGCCAUGCCCGCCCAGGAGUGGGAGUGCGGCGCCGUCGAGGCGCAGGACGGCGUCCCCGCCGACUGGGGCGAUACCCUGACCGUCAUGAUGCGCAACCUGCCGAACAAGUUCUCGCAGCAGAUGCUCCUGGAGGAGAUCAAUCUGGCGGGCUUCGCUGGCACGUACGACUUCCUCUACCUCCCCAUCGAUCCCGACACAAAGGCGAAUCGGGGAUACGCAUUCAUUAACUUUGUCGGCCCGGCGCAGUCGUGGAUGUUCAGGAGUUAUUUCGAGGGUCGGCGGAUAGGCAACUUCAACUCUGGCAAGGUGAUCACCGUGAUGCCCGCCACGCUCCAGGGCUUCGACGCCAACCACGCGCACUACGCCAGCGCGCGCGUGAGCCGGGGCGACCCAAGCCUGCGGCCGCUGUUCCUGCGCCAACCCUCGAGGGCGAGCGGGGCGGGCGCCGCCAAGCAGGCGUCGGGCUCGGGGCAAACCCAGCGGCGCCGACGCGGCCGCAUGAGCCUCAUCGACGCAGCGGCGCAGCUUCCGGUCGCGGACGCCGGUGCCCGGCCGCUGGGGCGCCCAGAGGAGGACCUCCAGUCGGGGGCUGCUGAGGCCGACCCCGCCGCCGGCACGAGCCACGGCCCGCGGCUCAACGUGUGCUUCUGCCCGUACUGCGGCGGCAAGGCGGAGAAGGACUUCCGCUUCUGCAAGUUUUGCGGCAAGGCCCUGCCGGCUUCUUCCUGAGGGCCCAGGCCUCUGGCGGGGCCGGUGCGCUGACUGCGCGCACGCUGGCGCCAACGGCGGCGCUGGCGGCUGCACCGGCGGCGGGACCAAGGGCCCAGUCGCCCGCGGCGCGCCCCUCCCGGGGCCGUCGCCUGCGCUCGUGGACGCGCCCCCCUCGGUAUAUGUGCACUCCUCCUCCUCCCUCCUCCUCCUCCUCCUCCUCCUC